Molecule: messenger RNA, 1689 nt
Organism: Marmota flaviventris (yellow-bellied marmot)
Lineage: Eukaryota; Metazoa; Chordata; Mammalia; Rodentia; Sciuridae
Source: RefSeq, a predicted model, not a curated record
CGGAUGACCGCAGGAGCCUUAGGGAGGACGUUAGGGACCCCAGAAGCUGGGAAAUGGAUUCAGUGGCUUUUCAGGAUGUAGCUGUGGACUUUACCCAAGAGGAAUGGGCUUUGCUAGAUCCUUCCCAGAAGAAUCUCUACAGGGAUGUAAUGCUGGAAACCUUCAGGAACCUGGCUUCUGUCGGAAACAAAUGGAAAGAUCAGAACAUUGAAGAUCAGUACAAAAAUUAUGGGAGAAAUUUGAGAAGUUAUGUGGUAGAGAGACUCUGUGAAAGUGAAGAAGGUGGUCAGGCUUUAAAUAUUAAUCAGAGCAAGAAAAUUCCUGCUGGAGUAAAACCAUGUAAAUGCAGUGUGUGUGGAAAAGUUUUCCUGUGUCAUUCAUCCCUUAAGGGGCACCUGAAAUCUCACUCCAGAUACAAGGCACUUGAGUGUGAGGAAUAUGGAGAGAAGCCACAUAAAUGUGAACAGUGUGGGAAAACCUUCAUUUCUCUCAGAAGUGUUGGAAGACAUAUGGUGACCCAUAGGAUAAAAGGCUCUUAUACUUGUGAGUUGUGUUUGAAAGUCUUUGAUUCCCCCAGUUCAUUUCAGAUACAUCAACAAACUCACACUGGAGACAAACCCUAUGAAUGCAAACAAUGUGGUAAAGCCUUCAGACAUCAUAGCUACCUUCAAGAACAUGAAAGAAUUCAUACUGAAGAAAAACCCUAUGAGUGUAAACAGUGUGGUAAAGUGCUCAGUUGUUCUAGUUCCCUUCAAUAUCAUGAAAGAACUCACACUGGAGAAAAACCCUAUGAAUGUAAGCACUGUGGUAAAACUCUUCGUUGUUCUAGUGCUCUUCGAUAUCACGAAAGAAUACAUACUGGAGAAAACCCCUAUGAAUGUAAACAAUGUGGUAAAGCUUUCACUAUUUCCAAUUCCCUUCGAUAUCAUGAAAGAAUUCAUACUGGAGAAAACCCCUACGAAUGCAAACAGUGUGGUAAAGCAUUCAGAUUUCCCAGUUCCCUUAAAAUGCAUGAAAGAACUCAUACUGUAUGUAAACCCUAUAAAUGUAAACAAUGUGGUAAAGCCUUCCGAUGUCACAACUACCUUCAAGAACAUGAAAGAAUUCAUACUGAAGGAAAACCCUAUGAAUGUAAACAGUGUGGUAAAGUUCUCAGUUGUUCUAGUUCCCUUCAAUAUCAUGAAAGAGCUCAUACUGGAGAAAAAUCCUAUGAAUGUAAACAAUGUGGGAAAGCUUUCAGUAGUUCCAGUUCCCUUCGAUAUCAUGAAAGAAAUCACCCUGGAGAAAGACGCUAUGAAUGUAAACAAUGUGGUAAAGCUCUCAGUAGUUCCAAUUCCCUUCGUUGCCAUGAAAGAAUUCAUACUGGAGAAACACCCUGUGAAUGUAAACUGUGUGGCAAAGCCUUCAGAUUUCACAGUUCCCUUCAAAGUCAUGCAAAAACCCAUACUCGAGAAAAAAUGUAAAUGUGGUUAAAGCUGUCAGACUUUAAUUCCCUUCAAAUGCAUGAACAACUCAAUGGAGGAAAAUACCAUAGCUAUAAAAAACUGGUGAAGACUUCAGUUUUUCCAGUUAUUUUUGAAAACUGGAGGAAAGCCCUAUGAAUGUAAGAAAUGUGUUAAGUUGUCAUUUGUUUCGGGUCCAUUUGAAGACAUGAAAAAAACUUAUUUUGGAGAAAAUUCCUAUAAAUGU